Molecule: messenger RNA, 2096 nt
Organism: Aethina tumida (small hive beetle)
Lineage: Eukaryota; Metazoa; Arthropoda; Insecta; Coleoptera; Nitidulidae
Product: odorant receptor Or2
Exons: 6
Coding region: 355-1545 (396 amino acids)
Biological process (GO): detection of chemical stimulus involved in sensory perception of smell; sensory perception of smell
Cellular component (GO): plasma membrane
Molecular function (GO): olfactory receptor activity; odorant binding
Source: RefSeq, a predicted model, not a curated record
UACUGUUUCAGGUAUUCAGAACAUUAACGUAAUUCUUCUGAUAGAUUUCACAUUAAAUUCCAUACAAGUAGCCUCUAAUUACAACGUUUACAAGGUAAGUUAUUAAUUUAUAUAGAUCAAAGACAAUGAUUACUUUAAAAUGCAGAUUUUACAACUGCAAUCUAUUAGUAUAAAGCAAAUUUUAAUCAGCUAAAUUGAAGUAAAACACUGGGGGUAUGAUUAGACAAUUACUGAAGUAGUCUUAUUAUUAGGGCCUUUUAAAAAGAGAAUGUCUAAUAUGGUAUUUUACAAAUUUUUAAUUUUAAAUGCGUAUAAUAUAAAGGGCAUAAGUGAUUAGUCAGUUCCCAGUUUAAGAUGCAGAAGGAAAUCAACUUCUUGAAACUGCUGAAGAUGUUCAUGAUGCUUUCGGGCAUUUGGCGACUGCCCUUAAAGAGCAAAUUGUUUCAGUCACUAUACAAUAAUUACUCUGUAUGUUUCCAAAGCUACUAUUACGUUUUUGUAGUGUGCAUGUUCAUAGGAGUUAGCAUAGUAUGGAACUAUUCGGUGGACGUGGUGCUGGAGAGCCUCGGCAUUUUGAUCUUGAGCAUCACCGUCUCGUUUAAAAUCGGCGUAUGCCAGACUGAGACUAUUAAGCGACUACUGAGGUACAUAUUAAAGAAGGAGGACGAGCUGAAGAACUCAACUGACGAGGAGUCGAAGCGGAUAUACAUUGAGCAUCAGGGCAUGAUAUUCUUUAUCACCAGGGUGAUCACGGUUCAUACUGCGAUUGUGGGGAUUUGCCACUUCCUCACCAAGUACCUGACGUACUUGGAGUUGGAGAAAAACCAGUACCCCAACGUUACGAUGUACAGAAGGAAACCUUUGCCGUAUACAAUGUGGUUGCCCUUUAAUAGUGACGAGCAUUAUUUCGGUGCUUUCUUUUUGCAGUCCAUUGCAGGCUUUAUGGGCUGUACGUACACUGCUGUCACCGUCAUUUUCUACCUAACAGGCAUGAUUUUUAUUUGUUCUCAGUUGAGCAUUUUACAGCACAAAAUUAAGAAUUUGGCCACUUCAACACACCAAUCAGAAGUAGAAGUUAAAAAGAAGCUAUUCACUUUGAUCAUCGAUCACCAAACCAUUAUUGAGUAUUCAGAACAGUUCAAUAAUGACAUUAACGUAAUUCUACUGAUAGAUUUCACAUUGAACUCCAUACAAGUAGCCUCAAUAUUUUUUCAAUUAAUCACGAAACUUCAGAUAGAUUUACCAAUAGUGAUGGCCUUUGUUCUUAAUUACCUGGCACUGAUAGUCGUACAAAUUUUCUUCUUCGGUUGGUUCGCCAACGAAAUUAAAGAGCAGAGUCUGGGAAUUGCAGAUGCGAUUUACGAACACACUUGGUACGACCAAUCGAUUUCCAUUAGGAAAUCGCUGCUGUUGAUGAUGGUGAGGGCACAGAAACCCUUUACUUUAACUAUUGGUCCGUUUGGUGCCAUGACCAAUAAUACGUCCGUAACGAUUAUGAAAGCAGCGUACUCAUAUGUAACUUUGAUAACUGGGAAGAAGGAGUGACAUAAUUACUGACUUCACCUUCUCCAACUUGAUCAAAGGCUAAGAUUCUCUGCCUGACGGUUCUCAAGGUGGCUUCUUCACGGAUUUGUUCCACCUCGCUCGUAGCUGCAGUGGAUGGAUCAGAAGCUGCAACCCAACGCCACCGCCGCAUCCGCCCCAAAGGACAUCGCACCGCCUUCGAGGAGCAGUGCUGCUGGUACUGAUGUAGAUGCGAACCGAAUUAACGCUUCGGUUUGCAGCUGAAAAUUACUUAUCUUCGCUUAACGUUUUUGUUGAGAGUAAAACGCUGUAAUAGAUUUAGGCCUCCUAGUUUGUUUAGUUUUUGUCGUGUUCAGUAUUAUGCUUGAAACUGUUUUCUGCUUAUUGUUCAUGUUUUUCCGUUUGUUGAGAGUAGUUUGGUAAAUUGUCAUGGUUGUAGUUUGAUACAACCAUGACAAUUUACCCUAAUUAAUUAUAAUUAUCGAGUUUACUCAUUACAAAAUAAUUUAUAUUGAAUGUAAGUGUUAUUUAAUUUUUCGAAUUGCUUUUAUGUAAUUUUUUAAAAAAAUGUA